Molecule: messenger RNA, 1464 nt
Organism: Pseudomyrmex gracilis
Lineage: Eukaryota; Metazoa; Arthropoda; Insecta; Hymenoptera; Formicidae
Exons: 4
Coding region: 216-1217 (333 amino acids)
Source: RefSeq, a predicted model, not a curated record
GACGAAGAUCAAGAUCGGUUGUGUACUUCUCUUCCAAUCUCUCCAAUGUCUCGGACAUUCACAAAGCAAAAUUCAUUGUUACACAAUCGAUGGACUAGAAAAUUUGGAAAAAAUUUUGAGGCAGACGUGUUUUUGACAUUUUGUUAAUCGGAGAAGCGAACUUUUCCACGCCAUCCGAAGAUCGAGGAAAUAUCGGAAACAACAGUAAGCACAUAAUGGCUCCCAUAAAGAGGCAUCGAAACGCGCGAAGCCGCCAAGGAAUGAGUCAACGUCGUCGCAAACCGAACAUCUGCAAGUUGAUCUACAAGUUUCUCGUUACUAAUCAAGCUGCUUACGAUACGAAAUGUGCCGCCAAACAUCGUUGGUGGGAUGAAGAGGGACACGACGACGAAGAAGAAGUUGUAGAAUCCGCGGAUACGUUGCAGCGUGAUAAAAAGAUGGACCGCGGGACGCGCAGGAAUCACGGCAAAGUCGCGAAAUCGCGUAACCAACGCGCCCUCAAAGAUUUACCGAUCUCGUACUUGCGAAAAUGCGUGGGCGGCGAAGGCACGACGGGAACGACGGCGAGGAAGUACGUUAAAAGAGCGUUGGACUUUGGCGUGAAGUCCGGCUUUCUCAUUCCCUCCGAUUCAUCGUCCAAAGUUUUACGCGUGUCCUCGGACUUAAUGAAAAGUGACACGCAGAACAGGAUCAGCACGUGCGACAGAGACGCUCUGUCCAAGGAUCACGGCAUUCCGACCAAGCUCGAUGAUGAUCUGCAGGUGCAGGAGCAACGCCGGAGACGUAGGAGGAGAGGCAGAUCAAGGACCCGCUCUAGAUCACGCAGCAGACGACGAGGCAGGAGGAGGAGAGGAAGGAGAGGAAGGAGGAGGAGAAGCAGAAGCGCAAAAUACAGAAGCCGAUCGAGAUCGCGCAGCGAUACCAAGAACAUCGUCAGCCCGCAGAGUCCCGAAGAGGUGGUCGAGGACGACGAGGCGAACGAUUACGAGAUGGACGAGAACGAUCCGAAGAGCGAUAUUCACAUCGACGGCGUAGAGAGAGAGUCGAAGACCGAACGAUCGGGCAAGCACGACGACGACGAGAAGGAACCCACGAAGAAAUCCGAGAGAAAUCGUUCGGAUUUGUCCGCCGACGAGGACGAAAGCGGCGGCGACGACGACGACGACGACGACGACGACGACGAAGAUAAAAAGAGAAUUGACAUUGCAAAAUCGUAGCUCUCCAAUCACCGACAUUUCAUAUCGACUGAAUCGAAAACAAAAACUGAAGCGAUCCUUAUUUUGUGUUUUGAUUUUUUUUUUUUAUGAUAAAUGUUUUCAGCGAAAUUUUUGUGCAAACGUCGCCGCGAAUAUCGUUUGAUAUUCUCUUUUAUCAUUUCUGAUGUGUAUAGUGUCGUGAUUUGAUUUUAGUCCUUCCACCAUCCAAUAUAACGAUAAUCCGUUAAUAAAAUUCACAAGCACACCA